Prunus persica (peach) is the source of this 2586-nucleotide messenger RNA. RefSeq lists its product as uncharacterized. NCBI's taxonomy places the organism in Eukaryota, Viridiplantae, Streptophyta, Magnoliopsida, Rosales, Rosaceae. The coding region runs from base 853 to 2322 and encodes 489 amino acids. The transcript has 3 exons. Gene Ontology annotation, molecular function: protein binding. The record is from RefSeq and is a predicted model, not a curated record.
AUUAACGAGAGUGAAGCCAAAGAAGAUACUGAGUGAAAGAAAGAGAUAUCCAAGAGGGAGGGAGAGAAGAAGGUAAAUUAUAUAGGAGUUUGAACUAAACCACUUACUCAAUUGGCCCUAAAACCCAAUCUCGCAAAAAGAGUAACAAACCCAAGCAAACCCAAAAAAUCAUAAAAAGGGUAACAAUUAAACAAACAGGUAUCAUUGCCUUGCCCCUGUAGGAAUUUGAAAACGGGAAACUAAAUAGAAUAAAGAGAUCAACGCAUAGAGCUGUAGAAAUUUUGGAAAAGGGAAACUAAAGCUGUCAAUACAUUGCCAAAAAUUUCUCGACUGAAUUACAUCUUCUUAUGAGAAGCAACAAAGACUGAGAAUCAUGAUCGGUGAUGGGCCUCCAUUCUCUCCUAAAGAUGAAAAUAAAAGUCCAUUAAAUUAAUGGGAUAUCAAAUAGUAAGUUUCCUAUUUCUUCUUUCUUUCUAUAAGUCUCCUGUUUCUUCCUUUAAUAACAAAAAAACAAAAAAAACAAACAAACAAAAAACAAAAAAAAAUAAAAAUAGUAAGUUUCCUAUUUCUAGUAGGUCUAGGCUUACUUUUUUUUGUUUCUAGGAAGAUUUUUUUUCGGUCUGAUGUUUCUAGGAAGAUUAAUUAGGUCGUUAUAUGAGUAGAUGCUUUGCAAUUCAGACUUUACGGAUAUUAAUGAAAGCAUCUGCUCUUCCAUCUUUAUAUUUCUACAAUUUUCAGUGAUUUCGAAACUUUCAUAUCAUACCCAACAAAACCCCUUCUGCCGCGGCAUCACCAAACCCUAAAUUCCCUUUUGCCUCUCAAUUGAACCAUUCCAAUAGCAAAGGCCCUAUCAUGGGAGAUCGGUAUAUAUCUCAAUUUUCCACCGCCGCCGCCGAGCUUACCUCGGGUCAAGGCCAUGCCUUGACGAUGGCUUCACGCCAAGAUGACCUACUGGGCAAGAUAUCAGAGAUGGAGAAAUCUAUGGACAAGUUACCGGAGAUGGAGAAAAUUCUGGGCCAACUGUUCGAUUUGAUGAAAUCAAUAACGCAGGAGCUGUGCUUACAAAGCCCCAGUCCAGCCAUAACGACGACGCCACUUCCACCUUCCACGGUGAUGGAGUGCCGCAAUCCUAACCAUGAGGCUCAUGAUCUUUACCAAAGCUUCCCUGAUGAUUGGGAGCAUGCAUCAAUGACGGUAAAUCAAGGGGAAGCUAGAUCUAUAUGUUUACUCGUGUCAUCUUACGGGGAUGGGAUUUACACUAAUGCAGUCUAUGAAGUGAAAUUCAAACACGGAGGAGAAGUCCCGGUAAUUAGACAUGUUGCCAAGUUCCGAGAAGGUUAUUGCCCUCGGGUUGCAAGGGUUUUCAACCACUCCAAUUUAUACUACUUUGGUGACGACGGUGGAUUUAUUGUUGACAUGGAGACUUGGUCUAAAUGUUCAUCUAUUCCUCCUACCCCAGCCUCUAAUUCACGAGAAACUAUUGUGUACGCGUACGACAAGGUUUAUUAUCUUGCACGUCGAUCAAGCCUCGAACCAGUUACAGAGCCCUCCUUCGGGCGAUAUGAUCCUAAUCAGAAGGUUUGGGAGCAAAUGACUCCUUUUCCAUUUUAUGAUGAUUAUGACCGCCAUAUGCGAAUAACUGGUUAUGCCGUUUGUAAUGGCGUUAUUUUGUUUUCAUUGUGUGGCUUGAUAAACGGGGAUUUUUGCAUCGCUGCUUUUAACGUGGGUAGAAUGGAUUGGAAUCGGGUGGAAUUUGACACUUCUGCUUGCCUUGCUCCUCCGUUCCAAGGGAGGGCUGUGGUUGUAGGCAAGACUAUCUAUGCCUUAUACGGGGAGGCAGAGAUUAUAGCAUUCUCCUUUAAGAUGGAGAAAGGCGGUGAUGAUGAUAUUGCAUAUUCCAUAAGCCAACUUUUUAUAUUGCAAUGCCUUGAGUUUGCUCGUCCGCAAAUGCCAUGGUUUGACGAUUUGACACAGUGUUUGGUUCAUUUGGGGAACCAUGACUUUUUCUAUGUCCAAACUGGCUGGUGCGAUUCACAUCUCAAGGUUCAAUAUCUUAGUAUCACCGCGUUUCAAAUUGUUGUUGGAGAAGGAAGAGGAUAUAUGAUCAAGACCAUACAUUCAACUGUUCAUUCUGUGGAUAUCAAGGGCUCUGAAUGGUUCGAUCUUGUGUUAUGCUUCACGCCUGAGUGCGAGGAUUAUGAACACAUAGAAGAGGAGAGUAUAGCUAGUAUGAAUCAGCCAAGACAAGAAAUAACGGCCAUGAAGCUGGAAAUAGAAGCCACGCAGCAUGAAGAAGCGAAUGAUGCGCAAGUUGGAUAUUAGGAAUUGUGAAAUAUGAAAAUUCAAUAGCAUGAUAGCCACCAUCUAGAAAAAAAAAAAAAAAAAAAAAUCCUAUAACUUAGUUUAAUUUUCCCUUGUUGACUUCCGCUUAUUUUAAUUUUAUAUUUAUUAUAAGUUUGGCUCCAUUCUUUCGAAAGUAAGAUGGAAACUGUGGUACUGUGCUAAUCUUUUAUGGAUUAGUUUUCCUCAAGCUGUGACCUGGUUCUAUUUUUGCUUGUUUUUUGGGUAUACUAAUCUUUAUCCUUU